This is a messenger RNA of Anastrepha ludens (Mexican fruit fly), 5028 nucleotides long. RefSeq names its product putative leucine-rich repeat-containing protein DDB_G0290503. Bases 277 to 4941 code for a protein of 1554 amino acids. The transcript has 11 exons. NCBI's taxonomy places the organism in Eukaryota, Metazoa, Arthropoda, Insecta, Diptera, Tephritidae. The record is from RefSeq and is a predicted model, not a curated record.
AGGUAAAAACAGAAAAAAAAAUUAAAAGAGUGAAAUAUAAAAAUAGCAACGCAAAUACAUGAGUGCCUAUGUAUGCACGCAGGCACCAAAGUACAGAAAAACCAAGAAAUCAUUAACACCACCAACACAACCAACAACACAAGUGACAAUAACAAACACAAACAGCUUACCGGCCAGUGGUGGCAGCAAGAGCAGAAAAAUUAAAAACUAAAGCAGAAAAAAGACAGCCACACCAACUAAACCAAUAAUCGCAGCAACUACAUAAGUGAGUUGAUAAUGCGAUGUACUACAAUAUUUGUUACCGUGAAAAAACUCAAGGAUAUUGAGCUGAUCAAUAAUACAAAAAAUCUACAAAAUAAUAACAAACCGACAACGCCAAUUACUGGCGCCUCAAAUGAUAAAUCAACUGCCGCUAUUACAGCAGCAACAGCAUCUAUAACAACAUCAACAAAUACAAACAAAAUACCCACUGAUACACAAAAUAAUCUCAAUUUGAAAACCUUAGAAAGUGUUAGUCUUAAUUUAAAUGUAAAUGUCGACAAUGAACAAACUCAUAAUAACCAAAACAACAACAACAUAACGCCAUCAGCUAAAUCAUUAGCAACAACACAUAAUGAGAAUUGUAACAAUUUACUAAAAACAACAACCGCAAGCAACUAUGCGAGAGAGGAAUUAACGCAAUCUCUCAAAGAAGCGGAAAGUUCUUUAGGAAGAUCAACAACAAACAUACCCGCUGAAACAACAACACUAAAAUCGAACUCAAUCGACAAUAUGUGCACAACAACAACAGUGACAACAGCAACUAAGCAAACAGCUGAAACGGAUAAUCGUCAUCACAACGACAUGCACGACGAUCGAAUGAAGGACAACAAUUCGGAUUCGGACUCGGCCCUCUCAUCAGCGCCGCCAUCCAUAAGUCCACAGCCGCCACCAGCCGGGCUGGACACGGCCGAUAUCUGGCAAAUGAUUCGCACCUACAGCACAGACCUGCAAAAACUACAAAAGGAUAAUGAAAUACUGCAAAAAGAAAAUGAGCAUUUGCAUGCGGAACUAAAUUUGGCCAAGGAGCACAUUCUGGAUGCUGAAAAGUCGAGCAUGGAGGUAAACAACAAUGCCAAAUUACAACAACUCAUGCUACGUGUGAAGCAACUAGAGGAGCAGGAGCAUCAGUUAAGCACAGAGGCGGAUGAGUUGCGUGAACAAAAUGAACUGCUGGAAUUCCGCAUACUCGAGUUGGAGGAAUCAAACGAUAAGUGGUCACUGCAGAGCCAUACAACAGCUUCGACCGCAUCGCAUACAUCACAAACAGCCACAUUUCCCACAGCAAAGAACGUUUGGGCGGGCCGAGAAGAUCCCAUGCAGACGAUUUUUGGAAAAUGCGGAAACGGUGUCACAAACGUUGAGUCUGGCAUUGCAUCGGCACACAGUCAGCAGCAUGCGGAAGAUGAAGCUAAUGUGCUGCUAGAUCCCGCUAAUGAAGAGCUACGUAGUCGAAUUUCACAAAUGUUGAAGAAGUCAACGCUCGACAGCGAUGACAAAGACUGUCUACAACAGCUGAUUCGAUUGGUGCAACAUUUGGAUUUGAUAGCGCAACGCAGCGGACCCAACUCGCUGAAUACCAACUCGUGCUCGAGCGAUGAAGCCAACAGUUUGGACUUGGCAAAAUCGCGUAUAUCGGACUAUAGUUCACCAUCAUCGCCGUCAAGUGCUCGUUCCGCAUACGAAGCGAGCAGCAACAGUAGCAACAGCCAUCCAAACUUAAAGUCAGUCACAAAAUCUGCCGUACCUGCCACACAGCCCUCCAACGGAGCACGUAUUGUUGCAACUGUUUCGCCUUACAAUAGUUCACCGCAGCAUCAGGCGAUUUAUAGCCAAAAUAGUGGUAGCAAUCAGCUGGUACCCACGAAUACACCAACCGAUUCACCGCGUAAGUCGCGCCAGGCCUGGCAAAGUAACAGCCUUAGCGAGAGUGGGGUAUUCGUUGAGUCAGAUUUCUUGAGUGACGUCAGUGAAAAUAACGUCUGCACUCAGACCGAUUUCGAGGACGAAAGUGUCGCACACGCAGCGCGCGAUUUUUGCAACGAAUUACAAAAACUCCAGCACACUGAUCCUACACAUAAGGUCGGCGCCACCAAAGUACUUGCCCAACUGUCACAAAGUUUAAGCGAGCAAAAGCGAUUGCAGUAUUAUAAGGAACGUGUGGCAUUGCUCGAGAAUAAGGUUCUGGUAUACGAGAGUUCCGGCGACUUGCAGACCAAGCGUUUGGCUGAUCGUCUCCAACGUGAGAUUCUACUCGAAAAGGAAUUGAAGGAGCUACGUGAUCGGGUCGAGUUUUUAGAGAGUGAAAACUUGACACUCGAGGAAGAAAAGUGUGAAUUUGAAGAGGCUGAAAACGACACACGUUUACGCCUACAGCGGCUUGAAGUAGAGCUAGAAAUUCUCAGUCAACGAAACGUUGAGCUGGAAAUGUCCAGAGAGGCGUUGAGUGCCAAGUACAAAGAUUGUCGUUCUGAGUGUUUGAUUUUACGUGACGAUCUAAACGCAACCGAAACGCAGAUUCGUCACCUCGAGGAAGAUAAGCAAAAAGCCAAAGAGAAUCUAGAGAUACUUCAUAAUUUGUUGCCAUUGUUAUUGACUUAUCACACCACGGUCGCGUUCACGCAGUGGGCGAGCACAAACAGCAACGAAUAUAUCCAACCAGAAACGCCUAAGAAAACACACGAGAGUCAUUCACUUGGCAAGAACAUAGAGACUAAAAUGGGUAACGUACCACCAAUGGUUUCCGAUCGUGUGAACGAUAUGUUACCUGCAUUUGCGGGUAAUCAGUUCGAUCGCGCCUCCCGAAUGACACACUUUAACUGCGACAAUCAAUUUUACAAUAAUGAAACUCCUGAAGUGUCGAGCUGUGUGUGCCAGUACCUGAAAGAAGAAGUGGAAAGCUUGCGAAAUCAGAUUAGGGACCUAAAUUCUCGUCACUACGAGGCCAUGGAGUCUGCUGAUUGCCAUUGGGUGGAGCUGGAGCGGCAGUAUAAGGAUCGCGAAGAGGCGUUCCGUGCCAAGGAGUGUUGCCUCAAAUCGAAAAUACAGAAACUACAGGACUGUUUGCGCGAUGACGCACGCGCCGCCAAUGAAAAGAUCUGUCAAUUAGAAGAUGCGGAGCGCGACUUAAAGAACUGUCUUGUGCGUGUAUCGAAGGAACAUCGCGACCUACUGGAUGAUCAUGAACUGAUCAACACCGAAUUCGAACGUGUGAAGGAACAGCUGGACGCAUUGAAAGCACAGCAAAAGCCAACAAUUGACCAGCUCGAACAGGAAAAGAAACUUAAUAAGACAUUGAGCGAUGAAUUGAGUUUUAUGCGAAAACUGCAACAAGAAACCGAAUCAAGAAAUUUAGCCGAAAUGGAAGCUUUGCAAGCACAACUGUUUGAAUUGAAGAAGGAGUUCUUACAUAUCGAAGUGACCAACAGCGAACUGAAGGAAGAAGUGGCCACGUUGGAGCAGCAGAUUGCAAAAUUGCAGACCACCGAGAAGGAAUUUGAAGACAAGAUACGCGUACUGCAAGACGAGGUGAAGAGCAAGGAGGAAAUGGUGCAGAAAUUGGAGAAACGGCUGGAGCGCUCGGAGGGCUAUAGCUUGGCACAGGAGCUGAGCGGUAGCCCAUCGAAACGUUUCAAACGAGAAGAUGUUAAGGAUCUAAAAACGGCCAGCUCCGCUUUAGGAAAUGCCCUGCGUAACUUCAAGGAGUGCGAUACAAGUCUACCUUCGCACCAGCAAUUCUCUAGUGUGGCGCGCGAUGUGAAGCGACUGGCAGAUAGCCUUCUGCAUGGCGAUUCGCUGGACGAUGAGGUAAGCGUUAAGUUAGACGAAACUGAAGAACUCAAUACUGAGUUAGUUGUGAAAGAUCAAAUCGCUGAGGAGCCUCCUGAGGUUUCUCAAACAGAAAAUAUGCAACAACCAGAGGAACAUGGCGAUGAGCCUGCGCCCGUUGAAGAUUUAACAGUAGCUAUGGCACUUAUCCCACAGUUAGUUAUUGACGAAUGUCUCAAGCCCCUAUUCAUGACCCCCAAAGAAAAACCCACUUGUUUGAAGCAAAUAUGCGAGGUGCCAUCCGAGUUGCGCAUGCUUUCAGCAAGUCAGCGCGAGACAACGAGAGCUUCAGAAACAAUCAAGCGGCUCUCGCUACCAACCUCUCAAAGGAAUUGGAAGCGACGUUUGAGGCGCCGCGCUCUACACACACGAGUACGUCGCAUUGUGUCGUGUUUCAACCCAUAUCGACCGAUGCGAUUCCAUGAUGUAAGCGAUGUAGAUAUAAGCCAAUCGGAAAUACUACAGCGCUUCGACAGCUUCCAUUCGCUGCGCGAAGAUGCGUCGCUACAUAGAAUAGACGUCUGCACCGAAACGGAUUUUGAUAAAAUCGAUAAAGAGACAGAGACUGAAGGCGUUUGCAUCGAAAGCAAGGAGAGUAGCGUUCAGGUGAAUGACGAUAUGAACCCAGAACGCCUGCUCGAUUGCGUGCCUUCGCAGACUCGUGUGUUUCUGAAUAUGCUAAAGACGUCGAUUCCACCAAAUUCCCUAGAACUGAACGAGUUCAAUAAGAAUCUCUUGAAACGUUGGGAAGCCGACAAGGAGUUUCGUGAUGGCUUAGAAAUAUUGCAAGCCUACUCGAUUUUCGACACGGACAACAAUGAACAGGUAUCUGCGGAGAACUACGAGCAUUUCGUGAAUGCGAUGUCGUGCCUGCAUGUGCUCGAAGAACUAUUUAAGCCGUUAAAGGUGCCGAUUAUGCAACAAAUCGAAGAUCAAAUUAAUGAACAGCUCAUGGAUUUCCAUACCAAAAGAAUGGAAUCGGAGUUCUACUGCACUGUCUACUAUCCGGUUAAAAGAGAAAUGCGGCCAGAGGUACUUAAUAGUUAUGGACUCCUCAUGGCCAAUCCAAUGUAAAUAUCAAUGGGCAUCGGCGCGAGUUGUGUGAUUGAUGUGAUGGAUAGUGAAGCCUUCAUGAACGGAUUUUUGAAAUAUGUAUAAAUU